AUGAGGGCAGGUGACGUGCGUCUGGACCCGGGAGCCGGGCCGCCCGGGGUUGAGGUGUCGGUGCGUGUGGCACUUGAGCCUUCUUGGCGGGGUGUGGUGGUACAGGCCGGGGCCCCCCCCGGCCCCCAGCACGGAGCCCUGGAGGCCGGGCGGCCAGGCCGGGAGGAGGCUGACAGCGGAGAAGGAGUGAACGUCGGCAUCCUCGUCGCCGUGACCAGGGUCAUUUCACAGAUCAGCGCUGACAACUACAAGAUCCACGGGGACCCUAGUGCCUUCAAGUUGACGGCGAAAGCUGUGGCCGUGCUGCUGCCCAUCCUGGGAACCUCGUGGGUCUUCGGCGUGCUCGCUGUCAACAGCCAGGCCGUGGUCUUCCAGUACAUGUUUGCCGUUCUCAACUCCCUGCAGGGGUUUUUCAUCUUCCUUUUCCAUUGUCUCCUGAAUUCAGAGGUGAGGGCCGCCUUCAAGCACAAAACCAAGGUCUGGACCCUGACGAGUAGCUCCAACCGCAACGCUAACGCGAAGCCCUUCAGCUCUGACAUCAUGAACGGGACCCGGCCGGGCACAGUGUCCACCAGGCUCAGCCCCUGGGACAAGAGCAGCCAAUCUGCGCACCGUGUGGACCUGUCUACCGUGUGAGCAGGGAGGCUGCAGCCGCCGUCCUGCUGCUCAGAACACCCCCCGCGGACGAACCACGAGAAGCCCUCUGCCUUCACCACGAGACCCUCCUCUCCUCGCUGCUGUCUGGAUACGGGAGUCGUGGCCCCCGGGACAGGCUUCCUUGCCUCCCACCCGCCCCGUGUGACAGAGCCCACCGCCGGGCCCGCAGCCCUCCCGGCUCUGGUCCUCCUGUGGCCGAGCGACUGUCCCCCGGGGCACCUGCCGUGGGCGCACAGGCCCCAGGGCCUGCCGCACCAGGAGGGCGGGUUAGCCUGGGAGCCACGAUGGGGCCUUGGGACCAAAGGGGAGGGUCCCGCGGGGAGGCGGAAGCCCCCAGAGGGUCAGGCAGAGGCGGACGGGCGUGUGGGGAGCGUGAGAAAUGUCCUCGACCUGCUGAAUCAGCCGCAACAAGCUCCCAGGAGCCAGCGCCAGCUGAGGGGGGCCCCUCACGCUCCGGCCGUGCCGCCCCUGCCAGGCCUCUGCGGGGCCGGGGCUUUGGGCUGGGGUCUGGCCGCUCAGGCCCGGCCGCGGGCGAAGAGCCAGGUGGGCCGCUGCUGGGAGCGCUCCGGUCCCCCUCAAGGUCGGCCUUGACGUGGGCCGCGCCGUGAGCGCCCGAGGCUUCCCCGCGCCCGCGGCCCCCGGGAGCCGGCUGCCGGCCUGCGGUUGGCUUCCCGCGGUCCGGCUUCCCGGAGCUGCUUCCUGGUCACUCACAGACACCUGUCUGUGUUUAACGGGCAGACGCGGUGGUAGGCGGUGCGGCGGGUUCCGUGUUGCUGCGACGGCAACCACGCCUCGCCGCCCGCACGGCCACCCGAGCCACGGACCCGGGGACGGUGGCCUGACGGUGGCCGGGUCUUCCUGUUGAUGUUGCUUUGCAGACUGGGACUCGGCCCCGUAGGAGAUGGGAGCGACCCUUACUCCUCUACGCGCGGGCAGGGCCCUUGACCCUAGAUGUGAACCCAGACGCCACCGAAUAUUCGGAAGCAGGCUGUGACCGCUCCUACCGUGGCGUCAGCACUAAGUGUCUGUGAGACGCGUGGGUGAGAAGUUCAAACCCGUAGCUGAUACUGGAAAAUCUUCCCGUAAAACUGUGACCGUGGUAGCAUUAAGCCCUUCCCGCCCCAGGCGCCCACCGGGUCUCGGAGUGAAUUUUCUCCAUGGUUCUGUGGACCUUCUCCAUCUUGGUCGGGUGCCUUCCUCAUGCAACGCACCCCCGUCACGGUGGGCGCGGCAGUCACCCACAGGCGUCUCCUGCGUGGGGAGGGGCUGGACACAGAGCCACGUGUCGACCGCAGGGAAUCUUUGUUCUUCCGUCCCAGUGAGGCCCCGGGCACAGCAGCGACUCGGCACAGGGUGACGACGUCCGUUACCUUCUGUGCAGCCCCUGGGGACGGGCUGGGGUGUCGACCGCCACGGAGACCCCGUGUGUAGCGAGAAGUCCGAGCGUGCCCAGCCCCUGCCCAGGCUUCUCCUCGUGACUCCAGAAACCAGAUCGCUUGUAACUCACGGGCAUCCUUGUCAGGCCUGUGAGCACUAUCCUAAGGUCUACACGUGGGGUUUGGUUUCUUUUGUUUCUGGUGAAGCAAAUCAAGUAAGGAACCGUCUUCACUUUAGAUGGAUUUCUUUUGUUUUAAACUCAGCAUAUUCGCUCUACAUAGCUAAUCUGUCAAGGGAAGUAAUGAACAAAUUGUUAUUUCUAAUGAAGGAAAGCAGUGCACUUUAUUUAUAGGCU
Molecule: messenger RNA, 2389 nt
Organism: Panthera uncia (snow leopard)
Lineage: Eukaryota; Metazoa; Chordata; Mammalia; Carnivora; Felidae
Product: adhesion G-protein coupled receptor D1-like
Exons: 6
Coding region: 1-636 (211 amino acids)
Biological process (GO): cell surface receptor signaling pathway; adenylate cyclase-activating G protein-coupled receptor signaling pathway
Cellular component (GO): membrane
Molecular function (GO): G protein-coupled receptor activity
Source: RefSeq, a predicted model, not a curated record